UUCCUUAAGUGGCAGUCAAUUGCAGAAUGCCUUGCUUCAAUCGUUAUCAGAUCACAAAUCACUUGUACAAAGGCAUUCAUUUAUCCAUAUGUAUAAAUGCUAGAUUAAUGAUUCAUUAGUACAUUAGAACAUCUUUAAAGUAACAAAAUUUCUAUACUUGUAGCAGCAAUGGAGGGCGAAGAAAAGAAAACGGCAGAAGAUAUUCUAAACAGAAGAAGUAUAUGUAAGGGUGGGUGCAGCAACAAAGAAAAUUGCUGCAUGAAACAGAUAUACACACUGAUAAAGGAGCACAAAAAGGAGUGGAAGGAGAUCGAGGAGAUGAGCUUCGCGGAAACUCCGCUGCACAGAGCGGCCGCAGCGGGGAACACAGAGGUGGCUGUGGAGAUCUUGAACCUGAUGCCGUCGCUGGGCAGGAAGCUGAACGAGGAGGGGCUGAGCCCCCUCCACCUGGCCAUAGAAGGGGCGCACCAUGACACGGCGCGGGUGAUGGCGAGAUUCGACAAGCAGCUGGUGCGGGUGAAGGGCAAGAAGGGCAUGACUCCAUUGAUGCAAUGCGCUACCAGUGCCGACCUCGACAAAGGGAUAAAAGAUCUGGAGCUUCUUGCAAGGCUCUUGGUUGCAUGCCCGGAGUCGGUCGCCGACAUCAACAACAACAACCAGACUGUUGUUCACGUGGCGCUGGAGCAUCGGCGGUGCGACACUGUGUGCGUGCUGGUGGAUUGGCUGAGGAGGAGGGAUCAGAUCGCGUCGAUUCUCUCCGUCAAGGAUAUCAACGGCAACACGGCCCUUCACGCCGCUGCUCAAUUUGGCUGUGUCACGGGGACAAAAAAAAUAGUGGGUCUGGUGAAAUUAAAUGUACUGAAUUCUGAGAAGAUGACCGCUCUGGACAUUGCCAUAAAACACAACCAAGUCUUUGGCAUAUCAGACAUCGAAAAUUCGAUAAAGAAAAUUUUAGAAAAAAAUGGAGCCAAGAGAAGCAGUGAAAUUUUCCAACCUCAAACAACAACAGAAUACGUGCUCACCGAAGCAGGUUUCUUCGAAGCAGUCUCCCGAGCCUACUACUAUCUAACCCGAGAACUCACCCUCGAGAUGCGCAACGCCAUCUUAGUGGUGGCCACGCUCAUCGUGGCCGCCACCUACCAGGGGGUGCUUCAGCCCCCCGGCGGAGUUUAUCCUCCUCCCGAGGAUACAAACAAUAUUGGCAAUACUCUACUCAGCCGCCGCCACCAUAUGGAGGGGUGGACACAGCGGCAAACAAGGUUUAACGCGUUGCGGAAGAACCUGGCGGGGCGGAUGGUGAUGGAGGAGAACCACUACCGGUACUUCAUGCCGACGAACACGUUUGCGUUCGCGCUGUCGGUCGUGAUCGUGAUAUUCGUGGUCCCCGGCUCGCCGAUAUUCUUGAUCCUCCACUUCUGCCUGGUGUUCAUGUGCGUUAGCUACCUUCUCGCUCUGGACGCCAUAUCCAAUUACACGGGCAUCUCCGACAUGAUCUUCGCGAUGGCCCUCUACGCCAUCGUCGGGGCCUACGUCGUCAAGCUCUUGUAUUAUCCGGUCAAGGCGCUCCUAAUCGACGAGGAUUGGUGGCUGCGGCGCUUCAACGUCAAAUUCGCCAACUACUCCAGCAGAGCCAAGCCUAAGGGUUACGCGGCGGCCGCCGUGAAGACGGCGCAAAUGAUGAAGAAUCAGCACAUGGUGCUAGCUCUUCAAUGAAUUUCAUGAUAUGUAUUUUUCUUGCUAUUUGAAAAUAAGCGAGUGCGCCUUAACGCUUGGGUUUGAAUUAUUCAUGUAACUGGUGUUUUUUUUUUUUUUUUUUUUUUUCGGAAGGGUGUCGUGUAACUGAUGUGUUGAUGAAAUAAAAUGUUUGAUAAUGUAAUAAAUGAAUUGAAGUUAUACAUGGUUACGUUUGGGCA
This is a messenger RNA of Salvia miltiorrhiza (redroot sage), 1913 nucleotides long. Its product is annotated as ankyrin repeat-containing protein BDA1-like. The transcript has 3 exons. Gene Ontology annotation, molecular function: protein binding. Bases 169 to 1713 code for a protein of 514 amino acids. The record is from RefSeq and is a predicted model, not a curated record. Lineage: Eukaryota; Viridiplantae; Streptophyta; Magnoliopsida; Lamiales; Lamiaceae.